CCGCAGUCUCUGGUCAUCCCCUGUACUAUGUCUGCAGUCUCUGGUCAUCUCCUGUACUGUGUCCGCAGUCUCUGGUCAUCCCCUGUACUGUGUCCGCAGUCUCUGGUCAUCCCCUGUACUGUGUCCGCAGUCUCUGGUCAUCUCCUGUACUAUGUCUGCAGUCUCUGGCCAUCCCCUGUACUUUGUCCGCAGUCUCUGGUCAUCUCCUGUACUUUGUCUGCAGUCUCUGGUCAUCCCCUGUACUGUGUCUGAAGUCUCUGCCUAGGUGCGUCUUAUUGAGCGGAUAAUACGGUAUUUUAUAAUUAAUGAU
Messenger RNA from Staurois parvus, 310 nucleotides. The record is from the annotation of a GenBank genome assembly. NCBI's taxonomy places the organism in Eukaryota, Metazoa, Chordata, Amphibia, Anura, Ranidae.